AUGCCCUUCAUCGUGGCGCCCGUGUUCACGCCCGUGGCGGGACCCCCCAGGACCCCCCACCCUCCCAGCACCGAGCUCAGGCCCCCCUCAGACUCCCCCGGCGGACCCACCCUCCCCGCGCCUGCAGAGGCUCUUCCCCAGCCAGCGCCUCGUCCAGAGCCUCCGCAGGAGUCGUCGUCGUCGUCGUCGUCAGAGUCGACGUCGAGCCGCACCAGCACGUCGCAGCUGCUCGCGGCCGCCGGCAUGCUGCAGAAGCUGGAGAAGUCCAGCAGCAGCAGCAGAGCAAGAGCAGCAGCAGCAACGGAGGCGGCCGCCGCCACUACCUCCGCCCGCGGGCGAGAAGCGCGGGCGCGUCCUGGUGCCCAACACGCGGCGCCCGGUGCUGCGCCGCCCGCCACGCCCAUCACGCGCCCGCGCUCGAAGGUCGUCCAGUCGCCCGUGUCCGACGACUACAUCAACAACUUCCCCGAGGCGGCGGCGCCCGAGGGCUUCCCCGGCGAGGACCCCGAGGAGGCCACCAUCAGGGACAACCUCUUCGAGCUGCAGCGGGUCAACUAA
Molecule: messenger RNA, 558 nt
Organism: Penaeus vannamei (Pacific white shrimp)
Lineage: Eukaryota; Metazoa; Arthropoda; Malacostraca; Decapoda; Penaeidae
Source: RefSeq, a predicted model, not a curated record